Molecule: messenger RNA, 1672 nt
Organism: Diabrotica virgifera virgifera (western corn rootworm)
Lineage: Eukaryota; Metazoa; Arthropoda; Insecta; Coleoptera; Chrysomelidae
Product: hemicentin-2-like
Exons: 7
Coding region: 239-1669 (476 amino acids)
Biological process (GO): homophilic cell-cell adhesion; synapse organization
Cellular component (GO): axon; plasma membrane; neuronal cell body
Molecular function (GO): protein binding; axon guidance receptor activity
Source: RefSeq, a predicted model, not a curated record
ACAACAUUGAGUUAAUCCAUUGAGAAAAGCCUAAUUGAGAAGACAACUAUUUUAAAGUGAAUACAUGGCCCUCAGUGCCCCCAGUAAUCAGUAAUUGACCACCGUUCUUCUCACUAACUCUCACGGCUAUUCAAGACGCACAAAAAGAAAAUAGUUAAUUGUAUUUCUUUUCUUUUCUCGGACUGUGCUUUUUAAAGUCUUUAUGUGUGAUGUGUUUUAAGAGUACGAAAAUCUAAAAAUGGCAUUAAAUGAGUGCGUAGAACUUAGUUUUAAUAUGAAAAUGUGUAUUGGAUUGAUAGUGUUCUGGCAGGUGGUGAUUACUGGUUUUUGUGAGGAUCUUACGGACUUCAGUAGCCACCCUACGACUGUUAAAGCAAAAGAAAAUAACACCGUUUUGUUACCUUGUCAUUUAAAUACUUUAUCUAAUGAUGAAGCACAUGCCAAAUCCGUCCGAUGGUACAAAGAUGAAGAUCUCAUAGCAGACAGCGCUAACGAAUCAUUGACUCCUCCAGACCGACACUUGCUGUGGGAAAACGGUUCCCUGGAAAUACUAUUUGUACAACCUGACGAAACUGGGGAGUACACAUGCGAGAUCCUAAGAUCGGAACCAUGGGGUCCAGUAAAACAGAAACAUGCCAUUGAAGUAUUACAUUCACCUUCAGUAGAACCUUUUCCUCCAACGGGAUUUUUACAAGUCAGGUUAGGAGAAGAAGUAAGGAUGUCGUGUAAAGGGGAAGGUAUUCCAUAUCCAAUCAUUACAUGGUCCAGCAAAGGCGAAGAACUAAAAUUAAUAGAUCAUAGAGAAAUACUUAAAUUUACGGCUUCAGACAGACAAAUGGCUGGCGUUUAUGAGUGUAUAGCUAACAAUGGAGUUGGAGAACCAGCCAAAGCCUCCAUAGAAUUAAAUAUUAUAUAUCCACCUGAAAUGUUGACAUCAAGGUCUUGGAUACACACAGCUCCUGGACACAGGGUUCAGAUCGACUGUAAAGUUUCGUCAGACCCCCAAGCCACGGUCACUUGGCUUAAGGGAGAAGUUCCUGUCCAUUUGGACAACAGAGUAGUUCCUAUGAUAGAUGGAGAUAAGCACACACUAUUAAUAAGAAAUGUACAGAGAAGCGACUUCGGCAUUUACACAUGCAGGGCAAUCAAUGAACUUGGUCAAGGAGAAUUAGCCAUACAACUUUCAGGUGUGCCCAAUCCAGGUGUGUUCAAAAGAACCGAAGAAAAAAAUGCCAAUUCCAAAACGUCUUACACCCUAAUCUGGGAAGUUGACAGCUACACACCAAUUAUUGAAUACAAUCUAUGGUUCCGGCCUUAUAAACCACGAAGUGGCACUCAUCUUCCUAAUUGGACUAAACUGACCAUACCUACAGAACAUAGUUCUGGACCAGUUUAUUCCAAAUCGUACACAAUUAAAGGACUGAAAGAACGGAGUGUAUAUGAAGCUUUACUGGUAUCUAGGAAUAGGUAUGGGUGGUCUAAGCCCUCUCCAAUAUUGAGGUUUGCCACAGCAGGAGCUGAAUUAAAUGAAGAUAUGAUAACGACUGUUCAAGUAAGCAUACAAGAAAAUAUGUUUACUCUUCAAUCUAGCUCUUCGAUCCUCUGUCAAUCUCACUUAACCUGGAUGUAUAUACUUUUGUUCCUAAUUUUAAUAAAAUUAUUUGUAUGAUUU